Messenger RNA from Lemur catta (Ring-tailed lemur), 2671 nucleotides. Its product is annotated as thiamine transporter 2-like. Lineage: Eukaryota; Metazoa; Chordata; Mammalia; Primates; Lemuridae. Gene Ontology annotation, molecular function: thiamine transmembrane transporter activity. The transcript has 5 exons. The record is from RefSeq and is a predicted model, not a curated record. Gene Ontology annotation, biological process: transmembrane transport; vitamin transport. Bases 230 to 1663 code for a protein of 477 amino acids. Gene Ontology annotation, cellular component: plasma membrane.
UUAGUUUUCUCUUUGGGAAAGAAGCCCAGAAGUGAAGACUCAGGUUCCUGUGUUUUCACCUGUGACAUAUUUUCACUGUUACACUGAUUUUUUUUUUUUUUCCAUUUGUAAAACUGAAGGACAAAAAGAACACGGGGAGGAGAACAAACGUUUUGUGAAAAAAAAUCAACUGCAUUGAUGAUCUGUCAUUUUACUUGCUCUUUUCUCUGCUGUGGCAGUUUCACCAACCAUGAAUUGUUGCCAGACUUCAUCAAGCCAUUGGGUUUUUCCGACUGUCAUUCUCUGCUUAUUUGGAUUUUUCACAAUGAUGAAACCAUCAGAGCCGUUUGUCGUACCUUAUUUGGCGGGACCAGAUAAAAAUAUAAGCCUCAGCGUGAUCACAAAAGACAUCUUUCCCGUUUGGACGUACUCUUACCUGGUGCUGCUGCUCCCUGUGUUUGUCCUCACCGAUUACGUCCGCUACAAGCCCGUCAUCGUCUUACAAGGGAUUAGCUUCAUCAUUACCUGGCUGCUGCUCUUGUUUGGCCAAGGAGUGACAUCCAUGCAGGUUGUCGAGUUCUUCUAUGGUAUGGUGACUGCCACCGAGGUGGCCUACUACGCCUACAUAUACAGCGUGGUCAGCCCAGAGCACUACCAGAAAGUCAGCGGCUACUGUCGGAGCGUCACGCUGGUGGCCUACACGGCAGCCUCCGUGCUGGGCCAAGUCUUGGUAUCGCUGGCGAACCUGUCGUACUUUUACCUCCAUGUCAUAACCAUGGCCUCUGUCUCUGUGGCCUUUAUUUUCUCACUUUUUCUACCAAUGCCCAAGAAAAGCAUGUUUUUCCACGCAAAGCCCAACAAAGAAGCUCCUCAAAAGCUACCACGAGAGGAUGCUGUCUUAGGGGAAACUCAAAAGGAUCACAAAGAAUUAGGAAACCAGCUGAGCAGCCCAAGGCCAAACAAUGUGGCUUUGGGAGUUUUCGUGCAGUGGUUCCUGGAUUUGAAGGAGUGCUACUCCUCAAAGCAUCUUUUUUACUGGUCCUUGUGGUGGGCUUUUUCCACAGCAGGUUUCAACCAGGUUUUAAAUUAUGUUCAAAUCCUGUGGGAUUUCAAGGCACCGUCUCAAAGUUCUACAAUAUAUAAUGGAGCGGUAGAAGCCCUGGCAACCUUUGGGGGGGCCAUAGCGGCCUUCACAGUGGGCUACAUGAAAGUCAACUGGAAUCUUCUGGGAGAGCUGGCCUUGGGAAUCUUCUCAGCCGCAGAUGCAGGCUCUCUAUUUCUCAUGCAUUUCACAGCUAAUAUUUGGGUGUGCUAUGCCAGUCUUUUGAUAUUCAAGUCAAGUUAUAUGCUCCUUAUAACCAUAGCAGCAUUUCAGAUUGCAGUUCAUCUAAGUGUGGAGCGCUAUGCCCUGGUGUUUGGCAUCAACACCUUCAUUGCCUUGGUGAUUCAGACCAUCAUGACUGUGACUGUGGUUGAUGACCGAGGACUGGGGCUUCCUGUCAACAUUCAGUUUUUAAUUUAUGGAAGUUAUUUCUCAGUCAUUGCUGGAAUUUUCCUAAUGAGAAGCUUUUACAUAAUCUAUGCAGCCAAAUGCGGAAAGAACAAAUGUAGUCCUGCAACUGGUAGGAAUCCAAAUGAAUCUGGGGACUCCAUUCCUGAUGUGAGCACAGUAACACGGUUUUAGCCUGGUCUCUCCUGCCACGGACUCAGAAGGCAAGCUGCCACGAUGGAGGAUAUAUGGUGCUAAACUGCAUGGCAUUGUAAUGUUUCAUCCUAGAUGAAGGUAAAAGACUAGACUAUCAUGAACCUCAUCAAAACCACGUCAAAACCUCUGCCAGUGAACUGAAUACAACCAAAUGAUUUAAUCGACCAGAUUGAAACAAACCAUCUACAUGGCCUCAGUGAGCAACUGGAGCCCAAAAUACUGUUUCAGCACAUUCAAGCCCACCCCAGAACUACAUAGAAAUAAAAAGUGACCAUUUGCAGAAACAUGAAGGAUCCUAAAGUGAAUAACAUAUCUUAGCCUUCUAUGCCCUACCUCAUAAAAGUGUGAUUUGUUUUAAUUUGAAGAAUAGAUAAAGAAAUGUAUAGUGCAGAUCUGACACAUGGUAAGUGGUCAAUAUGUGAUAACCAUGAUUAUUAUACUUAUAUUAUAUACCAACAUAAAAAGUUAGAAUGUGGGCAAAUACUUAGUGCCUGAAAUCCAAGGCAAAAGAAUUAAGGAAAAAUUUUAAUUAAACUUCACCACCACCUUGCAUGGAAAGACUAAAUAUUAUAAAGAUUUCAGUUCCCAGAUUUAUGUAAAAGUUUGUCACUAUUUGUGAGUCAAUUUUAAAUGUCAAUUUGACUAGAUUAUAGUCUUCCUUUAUUCAAUCAAGCACUAACUAUAGGUGUUGCUGUGAAGUAUUUUACAGAGGUGAUUACAGUCAUAAUCCAUUGAUUUUAAAUAAGGGAGAUAAUCCUAAAUAAUGUGGGUGGGCCUGAUUCAAACAGGAGAAAGACUUUCAGAGCAGAGCUGGGGCUUCUCUUGAAAACGAGAGGUUCCAUCUGUGAACGGGAGCUUCCGCCCAUGCCUGAGAGCCUCACCCCUUCUGAUGGGCUAGCCUGUGAAUUUUGGACUGCUUUGCAAGCCCCCAUAAUCAUGCAAGCCAAUUCUUUGAAAUUAAUUUCUUAAUAUAUGUCUUUUACCGGU